Vigna radiata var. radiata (mung bean) is the source of this 1257-nucleotide messenger RNA. RefSeq lists its product as uncharacterized. The coding region runs from base 1 to 1257 and encodes 418 amino acids. The record is from RefSeq and is a predicted model, not a curated record. The transcript has a single exon. Lineage: Eukaryota; Viridiplantae; Streptophyta; Magnoliopsida; Fabales; Fabaceae.
AUGGAGGACCAACGACAGUACCGGAAGAAGAUCGAAGCUCCGGUCACAGAUGCUAAACGUGAUGAUAGACGAACAGGUGACAGGGGUCGUAAUCAAAGGCCCCUUCGAAGAAAACUAAAAGCCCCGCUCGGUCCUCGAUACGACCACUAUACACACCUUACUGCUCCAAGGGAAAAGGAGUUCGACAAAGCCUUCCAAGCCAACCUAAUCACCAUUCACAAAAGGCGUACGCCUAGAGAUGCGGACGCGUCCAAGAUAUGUCGGUUUCAUGAUAACCAAGGACAUUCCACUGAAGGCUGCCAAGAACUUAAAGAUGAGAUAGAAAGAUUAGUCUGUGCGGGGUACCUGCGAGAAUUUGUUAAAGCAGAGACAAGCCAACGGGGACGUUCCCCCCAACGGGGACGUUCCCCCAGAAAAUUCAAGAGAAGUCCCGAGCCUUCGCGCCGAAAACCUGAACGCCCUCGUGAACGUUCGAGAAGCAAAUCCAGAAAGCGAGACACGACCCCAAAGGGCCGUAUUGACACCAUCUCAGGAGGUUUUGCCGGGGGAGGAGCCUCAUCUUCGGCUUGCAAGAGACACUUGCGGAACUUGCGUAGCGUCCACACAAUAGCCCGGAACCCUUUGUCAAUGCCGGACAUCACCUUUAUCGACAGGGAUUUUCACGCCCCGGACCCGGAACAGGAUGAUCCUAUGGUCAUUACGGCCCGAAUUGCGGAGUAUGAUGUGAGCAAAGUCCUAAUCGACCAAGGAAGUUCUGUCAAUAUUCUAUACUGGACAACAUUCCAGAAGAUGGCCCUGGCAGAGGAGGCCAUAAAACCCUUUCACGAGCAGAUUGUCGGUUUUGCAGGAGAACGCGUUGACACCCGGGGAUACCUCGACCUGAGGACCCGCCUGGGUACCGGUGACCAAUCCAAAGAAAUCCGUGUGCGCUUCUUGUUAGUGGAAGCCAAUACUUCAUACAAUGCUCUUCUCGGACGUCCAUGCCUGAACGCCUUCGGAGCGAUUGUAUCAACUCCUCAUUUGGCGAUGAAGUUCCCGUCCGGAAAAGGUGAAAUAUGCACCGUUCGAGCAGAUCAGAAAACCGCUCGGCAAUGUUACACAACCUCCUUAAAAGCCACGACAUACAGAAGAGAGAGAAGGCCUGAAACCAUACUGGUCGACCUAGACCCAAGGACCAACACAGACGACCAGAUUCAACCCCAGGGGGAGAUCAAAUCGUUCGUCCUGGGAAAAAUGAUGAACAGAUUACUAACAUAG